AUGGUGAACGAAACGAGGGAUUAUGUUAGCGUUGGAAUUCUUUUCUUUAUUAAUUUGAUUAAUAAUGUCGACAGAUUCACAAUAGCCGGAGUUCUUCCGGAUGUGAAGGAUUAUUACAAAAUUAAUGAUUCGAUGGCAGGAAUGAUACAAACGGUUUUCUUAAUAUCAUAUAUGAUAGGAUCGCCAAUAUGUGGUUAUUUAGGAGACAGAUUUAAUCGGAAGUAUGUAAUGAUGACCGGAAUGAUUAUAUGGCUCGUUUGUGUCUGCGCUUCCACUUUCAUUCCAAGAAAUCUUUUCCCAGUUUUUCUCGUCGUUCGAUCUCUCAUUGGAAUUGGUGAAGCAUCUUAUGUGAACAUUUGCCCUACUAUGAUCUCAGACAUGUUUACUACAGAUAAGCGUCCAAGAGUUUACAUGUUGUUUUAUCUCGCAGUACCAGUAGGAAGUGGUCUUGGGUAUAUUAUAAGCGCAAAUGUUGCGGCAGCAACGGGUUAUUGGCAAUGGGGAGUUCGAGUUACGGGAGUAGCAGGAGUUCUCGGAUUAAUUCUUCUAUUUUUGUUCGUUUAUGAACCAGUACGGGGAGCUUCUGAAAUGGUCGAAGGAAAAACAAGUGCGAGAAAAAGUACAUCGUACAUCAAAGAUAUCAAAAUCCUUCUGAAAACGCCCACAUACAUUUUGACCACGUUGGCAUAUACGGCACUUGUAUUUACAAGUGGAACUUUGACCUGGUGGAUGCCAACCAUUAUUCAAUAUAAUAUUGCAUGGACGCGUGGUUACAAGAACAUUCAAGAUUUGUCCCCAAAAGAGAAAAACCAGUAA
Caenorhabditis bovis is the source of this 816-nucleotide messenger RNA. The record is from the annotation of a GenBank genome assembly. Lineage: Eukaryota; Metazoa; Nematoda; Chromadorea; Rhabditida; Rhabditidae.